AUGGGGCUGUCUGGCGGAAUUUACAUGUGGCACUACUUCUGCUGCACACUGAGGGACUCAUCGCACGGCUUCCAGGCCUCUGGUUGCCAUCUCACCCGCUUUCUUCCCGGAUUCUCCCCCUCCCCCUCCCCCUACUCCCUCUUCUCACCCAGGCACUACUUCUUCUGCGCACAGCGGGACUCAUCGCAUGAGUGCCAGGCGAAUCGGAUCGUGGACUUCAACAAGAUCGCAUCUGACGGCCCUCUCGGCCUCUCAUACGUGCACUACUUCUGCUGCGCACAGCGGGACUCAUCGCAUGAGUGCCAGGCGAAGCGGAUCGUGGAUUUCAACAAGAUCGCCUCUGACGGCCCUCUGGGUCUCUCGUAUGUGGGAGACCACAACCACCCGCCGCUCCUGCACAGCGAACCCUUCACCCUAAACCCCACGCACCCUACGCAUCCCAACAAUGCGACUACCCCAACGCAUCCCUCGCAUCCCACCACUCCUACCACUCCGGUCUAUCCAGCCAAUGCAGCAACCACUCCCACUGGAAGCAGCGGUCCUGGUGGUAACCCUGUUACAGCUGGAGAUUUUCGUGAUACUGUUUCUGUGGGGGGGGCAUGUGACAUGAUGGAAUCUCGAAGAGAGCAAAUGACACCCCCACCUUCUCUCACUGCUCCUGCUACCACUGCUGCUGCUGCUGCUGCUGCUGCUGCUGCUGCUGCUGCUGCUGCUGCUGCUGCUGCUGCUGCUGCUGCUGCUGCUGCUGCUGCUGCUGCUGCUGCUGCUGCUGCUGCUGCUGCUGCUGCCACUGCCACUGCCACUGCCACUGCCACUGCUGCUGCCACUGGCACCACAGCUGCCGUUGCUGCGGCUACUGCAGCCAAUGCUGCUGCUGCUCCACCUACCGCUUCUGCUGCUGCUGCUCCUCUUGCUCCUGCGGCUUCUUCCUUUCCCUUCCUGUCUCGUGACGCCAUAGGAAACCACUGCAUCUCCCCACCACCUCCUGCACAUGACGAGACGAUUCUUGAGAUGCCCCAACUAUCAUCCAUGCCCACGGUGCUGAUGGCAGGAGGUGCGGGUGGCGAUGUGUCCAGAUGCGAUGCAUCUGCGUUGGCGCGGCAUGGUGGGUCGGUUUUAGGCGCGGAUGGCGGCAUAUCAGGGGCAGGAGAGCAACAAGUGCAAGGAAUGAUGGGAGCAGCUCAAGCGUACGGAUCGUGGGGGCAGAGUGAAAUGCAUCAGCUGGAGCAGCAGCCUAUGGGAGCUCAAGGAAUGCAGCCGCCGGGACAUCAGCAGCAGCAACAGAUGCGUUUUCAGCCGCAGCCAAAUGACAAACGACAGCAGCAGUGGCAGCAACAGCAGCAGCAGCAGCAGCAGCAGCAGCAGCAGUGUUAUCAGCCGAAUAUUCAGCCACAGCAGCAGCAGCAGCAGCAGCAGCAGCAUUAUCAGCUGAAUAUUCAGCCACAGCAGCAGCAGCAACAGCAGCAGUCACAAAGCAUGAUCCAACAAAACCAGCAAAACUAUCCAAUGUUCCAGCAGCAACAGCAUCCCUUUCGGGAACAGCAGCCAUUGCAGCAACAGCAGCCAUCGCAACAACAGCAACCAUCGCAGCAGCAGCAGCAGCAGCAGCAGCAGCCACACCUGCUGCCCCAACAGCAGCAUCUUCCCGAGCCGCAAGCGCAGCACCUACAGCAGAACCAGCCGCUGCUGAUACCCUCCCUACGGUCCCCGCAAAUACAGUCACCACACCUACAGUCCCCGCAAGCACAGUUCCCUCAGCAGUGGCAGGCGGCUCAGGGCUUGCUGCAUAAGUCGAUGACACGCGCGCAUCAGCAGCUGCAGCAGCAGCAGUGGCCAACGCAGCAGCAGCAGCAGCAGCAGCAGCAGCAGCAGCAGCAGCAGCAGCAGCAGCAACAGCAGCAACAGCAGCAACAGCAACAGCAGCAGCAGCAGCAACCGCCGUCGCAGCAGCAGCAGCAGCAACAACAGCAGCAGCAGCAACAGCCUUGGCAGCAGAAUCAACCCUUCUCCCCCCUCCCUCAUCCCAGCAGAAGCCAAUCCUUCCACGAAUCUUCCUAUUCAACGACCCCAUUGUCGUCCCCUCCCACACGCACCUCCACUCCCCUCCCACCUCCACCGUACUCAAACCCAGCCGCCCCACGCUCCCUCACCCCUCCAGCAGCAGCAGUGCCAGCAACCGUGGGGGCCUUUCAGGUUCAUCUACGGUCCAACCCAUCUGCCCCAUCUCCCUUCUAUGCUGCGCCAUCUUCAGCAGAGCAACAAGGCGGGGCAGCAGCAGCAGCACCAGCAGCAGCGCUGCCAGUAAAGCUGGAAGGCAGGAGCAGAAGUUGCAGCGGCAGCAGCAUGGGCGGGGCGCAAGAGUUGGUGGGUGGUGGCAUGAAGAGUGGUGGCCCAGAAGUCCCUCUGGUGCAAGGGGCGGUGGGUGGUAUACCAGGAGGGUCGCUCCCACAGGGCACGGCUGGUGGUGCUAUGCAGGGAGCAUCUCUGGCACAAGGCAUGGAUGGAGGUCUGCCAGGAACGGGUCUGUCGCAAGGGGUCAUGAGUGGGCUUUCCAGCCUUCCUGACCUUCCCAACAUUCCUGUGAUUCCUGGCUUUUCUGGCCUCUCGAGCCUUGCUGGCGUGUCCGGUGUGUCUGGUGUUGUUGCCCUUCCUUCAGCUCCUGGCGCGUCUACUAUCGCUGGUGGUGUUGGUGGCGUUUCCAGCGUUCCCAACCUUUCUGGCUUGCCAGGAGUGUCUGUAGAUGUGUUGAACCAGCUUCUGAACGAGGAGUGCAGCCUAGGGCCCUCUGAGUCGAUGCUACAAGGGGGAGACCUCAUGCACCUGCUCGGCAUGCACCUGCUGCAGCAGCAGCCACUGCAGCAAGGCACUCAUUCGCAGCAACUGCAGCAGCCACAGCAGCAGCAGCAGCAGGAAACGCAGGUGCAGCAGCAGCAGCAGUGGCAGCAGGAGGCAAAGCAGCAGCCACAGCAGCAGCAGCAACAACUGCAGCCGCCGCAGCAGUUGCAGCAACAGCACCAGCAGCUGCAGCAGGCGCCUCAGCAGCAGCAGCAGCAGCAGCAACAACAGCAGAUGCAGCAGCAAAUCUGGUAUGACCAGGAACGAAUGCCCGUGUCGCAAGGUGCAAGCCAACAAGUCCAAGUGAAGCAGGAGCGGCAGGUGCAGCACGUGCAGCAGGUGCAACAGGAGCAACAGGUGCUCAACUCGCCGACAAUCGUUUGUGAGCAAGCACUGCAGGAGCAGCAACCAACCUGGCAACAUCAACAAAAUCAGCAGCAAAGCAACCAGCAGCAGCAGCAGCAGCAGCAGCAGCAGCAGCAGCAGCAGCGGCGGCAGCAGCCACUCCCUUGGGGUUCGGAUACUGGCCAGAAUGCUCCGUGCUGCACCUGUGACCGUGCACUCGUGCCACCAACCUAUGACCUCGGGAACAGCGUACCAAACAAUGGCCUUAGAGGAAGCACGAGCGACGCUCCUAGUUGCACAGGUAAUGACGACACAGCCACGAGUGAUGGUGGUGCUGUGGCGGCUAACAAUGGCUCGGGAUGUCGAUUUCAUGGUGUGACUACUGUGGCUGAUGUGGCUGGUGUGGCUGGUGUGGCCAGUGUGGCCAGUGUGGCUGGUGUGGCUGGUGUGGCUGAUGUGGCUGGAAACGCGACGAUCUAUAUCCAUGGGGACGGCAGGAGCGGCUUUUCUGCGAUGUGUCUGCUGCGCGGCCUGCCGCUACAGCCUAUCCUGCAGCAGCAGCAGCAGCAGCAGCAGCAGCAGCUGCAUCACCAGCUGAGCUACCAGCUGUAA
Molecule: messenger RNA, 3792 nt
Organism: Closterium sp. Naga37s-1
Lineage: Eukaryota; Viridiplantae; Streptophyta; Zygnematophyceae; Desmidiales; Closteriaceae
Source: the annotation of a GenBank genome assembly